AUGGGUCCUCGAACCGUCCAUACAAUCGGAGGCCGCUACAAAAGCAUCAAAGCUGUGGAAGACGCGCCAUUCGCAGAGUUCAUCUCAGUGAGAGAGACCGGGCUCAAAUUCAACGUCGUCCACCCAGUCCCGGUCGCGUAUCUGCGUGACCUGCAGUCUCGCGAACGCGCUGCGGUCCACAAACAUAUUACCGCUGAGCUGUUUAGUAACAGCUACAAAGACGUCGAAUUUGUUGAAGCAGUAGAAGAAACCUUGAAUUUGUUGGAGAUGGUCCAACAGGAUAUGGAUCAUGAUCGCUCGACCACUGCGGACCUAACGGCCACGGAUACGACCAGUAACCGGACUUACCACACGGCAAGAGAGCAUCAGGAGUCCCGGGGCAAACAUUCCUCCAUGUACGUGGAGGCUGACACCAAUGUCAUGAGCGGCUCAAGGUCAGGCGCCCUUGGGCGUAGCCGGAAUAUAAAUAAAUGGAAGACUACCGUACCCCCUGGCUACCCUCCACCCCCCGUUAGUACGCCAAGCUCGGUAUUUCAGUCUGAGAGUGGUAGUGGAUCGCGAUCAUCUAGCUCCAGCAAGAUGCGAAAGCCGAGCAGGCACACCGACUUCCUCAAGGACGCAAAGCUCGACGAGAAGACACGCGUCAUAGUUGUGGAGCACAGCGCUGCGAGCCACGAGCUGGCGCUUCAAGAACAGCACCUCGCCAGUCUUGAGUCGCUGGCUUUGACCGUCACCAGCUCAGCUGCGCGGCGCGAUCUCUACGGCGCCAUUCGGAAAGCUCGCAGUGCAGUCGAGAAGGUGCGCGUCCUCGAACGCAAGUGCAAGGGCGCCUUGUCUGACUCCCGCGCGCUCGUAGUGGAUGCUCUGAAGCUCGCUGAUGAUCUGUGGGAGACGUCAGAUGCGGCGGCGGAUGAAGCAUCAACAGUUUCAUCGCCGACAACGAUUUCUUCGCGGACAACCGAUUCUUCGCGGACAACCGGUUCUUCCCUGACACAGCGGAGCACAUCUACUGCGCCAUCGGAACAAGACUCUUUGGUGCCGGCUCGCUUUCCCUCUGCCUCAGAAGUAGUUUCACUAAAGCAAAAACUGCAAGAGAUCGACGACAGUCUUUCCGAGUCGAUGAGGACUUUGAACCAGGUCAUCACUCAAUCACGUUACCGAGAGGGCGUAAUCGAAAGCAUAGACCGCGCACGGGCAUGUCUCGACAAAGUUCACAUCAGAGGAGAGCGCUAUUCGGGCUUGGACGACGAAAAGAUACGCAAAUUCGGAUUUGCAACGCUUGCCAUCGCUCGGACAAGGCAUGAGAAAGCUAUGCGCAAUCUGGAGGAAGCCAAACAAGAGGAACGUCGACUAGACGGCCCUAAGCAAGCAAAAGGUAGCGGAGGAACACGAGACACCGAGCGCCAAGAGCCUUUGCGAGAGGAUGAAGAGUUCGAUCGGAUGGUCCAUCGUUUCUCGCAAUUUGAUUGCGGGGACUCCGAGGAGCUUCUGCGUCAGCAACAAGAGGUUCUUCAACAGGUUGCUAACUACCGUGCCGCUGAGGCGUACAACAGACGCCGUCAAAUGGGUCAAAGGCAGAUUCUCUUCUCAGGCUGCUUGCAGGUCUACAGGCCCAACCUCUCCGACAGCAACAAGAUGGCUUCUCACAACCGCACACUUCACACCAUUUACGGGCAAUACCGUACUGCAGCGGCUGUCAGCAGGGCAGCUAAUGCCGAUUACAUCCCGUUGAACGGCGAUCGUAACAUCAAUGCCGUACACCCAAUUCCGAUUGACUGGCUGGACGAAGAGCUAUUGCCGAGCGAGCGCGAUCGAGUCCGCGAACAUGUUGCGUCUCUACUGAGUAGUCAGCGUCGCCAAAUUCCCAGUUUUGUCGAGGCUUUACAGGGCACCAUGGAGAAUCUGAACACCAUCAGGAAUAGGGGUACAGCCAGUCGCAGCAUUCCUGUGCGUCAAUCUGGAGGCGAGACUAUCGAUCGUCUGGCGGACGACUUCGACACUUUGACCAUGGGACAAGCGCAUGACAUCAACUCACCGUCACGUAACGUGCGGUUUGCAGAGACGCCGAAGCGAUUUUGA
Alternaria infectoria is the source of this 2079-nucleotide messenger RNA. RefSeq lists its product as uncharacterized. The coding region runs from base 1 to 2079 and encodes 692 amino acids. The record is from RefSeq and is a predicted model, not a curated record. NCBI's taxonomy places the organism in Eukaryota, Fungi, Ascomycota, Dothideomycetes, Pleosporales, Pleosporaceae. The transcript has 3 exons.